Sorghum bicolor (sorghum) is the source of this 783-nucleotide messenger RNA. RefSeq lists its product as uncharacterized. The transcript has a single exon. The coding region runs from base 124 to 609 and encodes 161 amino acids. The record is from RefSeq and is a predicted model, not a curated record. NCBI's taxonomy places the organism in Eukaryota, Viridiplantae, Streptophyta, Magnoliopsida, Poales, Poaceae.
GCCACCCUCGCCCGCCGUUACGAUACGAGGUGGCGCGCCCGCAUCUCCCAUCUCGCGCGCCGGGACAACUUCGCGCUAGCUAGCUGCAGCACACGGCGCCGCGCGUCGUGCAAAGCUCUCGUGAUGGGCGGAGUAACGUACCAGCGGCUGCUCUCGCACUCGCAGGGGAGCCAGAGCCAGCGACCGCGUGGCGGCGACGGCGGCGGAGGCGGAGGAGGCGUGCGGGCGAGGGCGUGGGUGCUGCUGCGGUGGGCGGCCGUGCGGCUGAGCUGCGCGGCGAGGCGGCGGUACUGGUGCGGCGCCGGCCGCGCGCGGAGGCUGGCGUGGCCGGGGCUCUGCGCAAGAGGCGCCACGGCGGCGGCCGUGGCCGCGCCGGAGAGGAAGGGCGGUGGCGGCAGGAGGAGCGCGGCGGCGGGCGCCGGAGCUGGGGCCGCGGUGGUGGGGUACGACUCCGCCAGCUACGCGCGCAACUUCGACGACGGCGCGUGGAAGGCCGACGAGGGCGUGUCCUGGGCCGGCCCCAGCGGCGCGUUCUUCCCCCGCGCCAGCAUCGGCGCCACCGCCGUGAACACCGCCGGCGGUGACUCCGUUCCGAGCUCCAUUCACUAGCUAACUGAUCACUGUUGCUAUGUUAGCAGUGGAUGGAUCGUGGAUGCGUUGCUCAGGAUUUUCUAUUCUGUGUGUCAUCUGGAUUGUUCGACAUUUGCUUUCUUCGAUCGACAAUGAAAAUAUUCCGGUCGUGCUUGUUCAGGGUUGGGGAAAAAAACGAUUUUUUGAAGAAAA